AUGUCAACUGAAGAAAUGAUUAGAUCACUAACUUCUAAUGUUUCUACCAUGCAGCAGAAUAUGAUGCAGUUUCAACAAGAAACCAGAUCAAGUAUUCAAAACCUGGAGAAUCAAGUCAGUCAAAUCUCAAGUGCAGUAAGCCGACUUGAAGCUAAGGACUCUGGAAAGCUUCCAUCCCAAACGGAGCUGAACCCUAAGCAACAAGUUAAUGCAAUAACAUUGAGAAGUGGCAAAAAGUUGCAAGAAACUGUAGUUGCACCUAAGAAGGCUAAAUACUUGAUUGGAGUUGAGGAGGAGGAAGUAGAACAAGAAACUAAGGCGAAUCCGCCAACCUUUACCUCUUAUGAGCCUGUGCCACCUUUCCCAGAAGCCUUGCAAGAUACUCGAAGGUAUGAGAAAGACAAGGAUAUUUAUGAGACUUUCAGCAAAUGUGAGAAACUCCCAGAAAAAUGUGGUGAUCCUGGUAUGUUUACUAUUCCUGUUACAAUAGGAGACACCACAUUACACCGAGCCAUGUUGGACCUAGGUGCAUCAAUCAAUGUCAUUCCCUACUCCCUGUUUAAAUCUUUAGAACUUGGGCCUUUGCAUGAAACUGGGGUAGUAAUUCAGUUAGCUGAUAGGUCCAAUGUAUAUCCUAAGGGGGUAGUAGAAGAUGUACUUGUUAAGGUUGAUGGAUUGAUCUUUCCUGCUGACUUUUACGUCCUUGACAUGGAACAUGACAAACAAGCAGCCCCUAUCCUGUUAGGAAGACCUUUCUUAAAGACUGCUAAGACAAAAAUCGAUGUGUCUACCGGUUCUUUGACUAUGGAGGUUGAUGGGAAAGCAAUUGUGUAUAACAUUUAUGAUACCAUAAAGUAUCCUGUUGAUACUCAUUCUUUAUAUUCUAUAAAUGUUGUCGAUCCAAUAUUGCAUGAUGUUUCUAACAUUGAUCAUGGGGAUGAGCUCCUCACACCUAUUACUAAUGUUGUGUCUGGUGAUUGCUUGGAUUCUUCUAUACCUACUAAUGUGCAGGUGAAGGUGGCGGAAUUGAAUGAACAGUCCAAGCUUCCACCUAUACCACUAGGGGCAACACCCACCCCGUCAUCAUUUCCGGGCAAGAAAUUAUCCCAGGUAUACCACAAAGAAAAGAAUAAGGUGUGGCAUGACAAGAUGAGCUCCCGCUGGAAGGGUCCAAUUCAAGUUGACAAGGUCUAUCCGCAUGGAGCGGUAGAAAUUCGGAGUUUAGAGACUAACAACAUGUUCAAAGUGAAUGGAAAAAGGCUCAAACCAUACUACGAAGGGUUCAAGGUUGAGAAUUUGGAGAACAUCGAUCUCUACGAGCCAUCAAUUGAUUAA
Molecule: messenger RNA, 1335 nt
Organism: Chenopodium quinoa (quinoa)
Lineage: Eukaryota; Viridiplantae; Streptophyta; Magnoliopsida; Caryophyllales; Amaranthaceae
Exons: 2
Coding region: 1-1335 (444 amino acids)
Source: RefSeq, a predicted model, not a curated record